Molecule: messenger RNA, 552 nt
Organism: Ixodes scapularis (black-legged tick)
Lineage: Eukaryota; Metazoa; Arthropoda; Arachnida; Ixodida; Ixodidae
Product: classical arabinogalactan protein 9-like
Exons: 1
Coding region: 1-552 (183 amino acids)
Source: RefSeq, a predicted model, not a curated record
AUGCAACGCAAGCAAGAACAUGUGAAGGAACAACGCGAUGUGUCGCGAGGUGCUGAACGUGUGUUCAACGUGGGCGACCGUGUUUUUGUGAAAACAGUGCGCGGUGAGUGUGUCUCCUGGGAAGAAGGAAUCGUGUGUCAGGUUGUCAGUGCUGCGACCUACGUUGUGAAAGUGCUCAACCAGCUUCGCUUCACGCACGCUGACCACCUGCGUCCUCGACACGCGGAACCCAUCGUGAGACCGGGCAGUACGACUGUGGAUGACAAUCCAUCGAUACCGCCACCCACGAGCUUUCCAGCCCAGGUGCCGUCAGCACCACCCAGUGCGAAGGCACCGACGCUAGCGGCGCCACCUCCAGACGCGGCUGGUACGACGCCGACGCCGGACGCAACAGCACCAGCGCCACCCGCAGACCCCGCCCGGGAAGGACCGGCGACACCUACUGCAGCAACGCCGGUUCCGUCUACGACAGCUGAGAAGCAACCCCUUCGACGAACUUCUCGCGCAUGCAAGCCGCCUGACCGUUUUAAACCCGAGGACUUUAGGAAAUGA